Messenger RNA from Gavia stellata (red-throated loon), 879 nucleotides. RefSeq names its product forkhead box E1 (gene FOXE1). NCBI's taxonomy places the organism in Eukaryota, Metazoa, Chordata, Aves, Gaviiformes, Gaviidae. Gene Ontology annotation, biological process: regulation of transcription by RNA polymerase II; anatomical structure morphogenesis; cell differentiation. The coding region runs from base 1 to 879 and encodes 292 amino acids. Gene Ontology annotation, molecular function: RNA polymerase II cis-regulatory region sequence-specific DNA binding; DNA-binding transcription factor activity, RNA polymerase II-specific. The record is from RefSeq and is a predicted model, not a curated record. The transcript has a single exon.
AUGACCGCCGAGAGCCGGCUGCCGCCGGGCCCCCCGCCGCCGCCCCCGCCGCUGAAGGCGGACGCGGCGCCGCCGGGGGAGGAGGCGGCGGCGGCGGCGGGGGCACGGGGCGGGCGGCGGCGGCGCAAGCGGCCGGCGGAGCGGGGCAAGCCGCCCUACAGCUACAUCGCCCUCAUCGCCAUGGCCAUCGGGCAGGCGCCCGAGCGGCGGCUGACGCUGGGCGGCAUCUACCGCUUCAUCACCGAGCGCUUCCCCUUCUACCGCGACAGCCCCCGCAAGUGGCAGAACAGCAUCCGCCACAACCUCACCCUCAACGACUGCUUCGUCAAGGUGCCGCGGGAGCCCGGCCGCCCCGGCAAGGGCAAUUACUGGACGCUGGACCCCCACGCCCGCGACAUGUUCGAGAGCGGCUCCUUCCUCCGCCGCAGGAAGCGCUUCAAGCGCAGCGACCUCUCCACCUACCCGGCCUUCCUCGCCGAGCGCCCCGCCGCGCCCUGCCGCCUCUUCCCGCUGCCCGCCCCGCCGCUCGCCGCCGACCUGCCCCCGACCCCCGCCACCGCCUCCUGCGCCUUCGCCGCCGCCUACCCCGCGCAGGGCUGCGCCGCCGCCGCCGCCCUGCCCCACGCCUACGCCCCGCUGCCCACCGCCCCCGGGCCCUACGCGCCGAGCGGCCCCGGGCAGCUGUACGCGCCGUCGGGGCGCAUCGUGCUGCCGGCCUCGCCGCCCGCCCCCGCCGGGCUCUACGGCCGCCGCUCCCCCGCGCCCUACCCGCCGCUGCCCCAAGCCUACGGCGCCGGAGGGCAGCUGGGCGCCGCCGAGCCCGGACCGCGGCACGGCGCCUACCCCGGCGGCCCCGACAGGUUCGUCCCGGCCCUCUGA